Molecule: messenger RNA, 11263 nt
Organism: Leucoraja erinaceus (little skate)
Lineage: Eukaryota; Metazoa; Chordata; Chondrichthyes; Rajiformes; Rajidae
Gene: epb41l5
Product: erythrocyte membrane protein band 4.1 like 5
Exons: 24
Coding region: 471-2729 (752 amino acids)
Cellular component (GO): cytoskeleton
Molecular function (GO): cytoskeletal protein binding
Source: RefSeq, a predicted model, not a curated record
GGCAGCAGCUCUCUCUUGGGAGAAGGGAUGGGUGCCGUUUCGUGUCGAGACCCCUUCUUCAGACUGGAUAAAACGUCGCCCAUCCCUUCUGUCCAGAGAUGCUGCCUUGUCUCGCUGAGUUACUCCAGCAUUUAGUGUCUAUCUUCGGUUUAAAUCCGCAUCUGCAGUUCCUCCCCACACAUCCUUAAACCGUGCAGGUUGGAAGCGCCUGACGCCAUUUCCUGGGCUGGACUCACGCAUGCCCAAGGCUGGAGAAGGGAUUUGGAUAAUUUCAUGCUGGAGGAGACCCGGCUCGGUGCGAGGACGCGGCUGCAAUUUCGUGUCAGUUUCAGCAAUUGAUCCGCGCCGCUUCUCGAUACAUUGUAUCGGGCGCCGGUUACAUUAAUUUCCAUUUCACUCCCUCCCUCCGCACCCUCUCUUUCUCUCUCUUCUCUCUCUCUCCAAGUGAUCAGAGAGGGAGAAGGAGGGAGAUGUUGGGCUUCUUGCGACGGACUCUCGGGCGUCGGACGGUGCGCCGACACACCGAGAAGGACAAACAGAGAGAGGCACAGCGCUCUGGGACUCACAUCCCGGCGGCCGGCGAUAGCAGGUCAAUAAUAACCUGCAGAGUCUCGCUGCUGGACGGCAGCGAUGUCAGCGUCGAUUUACCGAAAAAAGCUAAAGGCCAGGAAUUGUUUGAGCAAAUCAUGUACCAUCUUGACAUCAUUGAGAAAGAUUACUUUGGCCUGCGAUUCAUGGACUCUGCCCAAGUAGCGCACUGGUUGGACAUCACCAAGAGCAUCAAGAAGCAAGUGAAAAUUGGCCCACCGUACUGUCUUCAUCUCCGGGUUAAAUUUUACUCGUCUGAGCCGAACAAUCUCCAUGAAGAAUUAACCAGAUACUUGUUUGUGCUACAGUUGAAGCAAGAUAUUCUGAGUGGCAAGUUAGAAUGCCCGUCCGACACGUCGGUGCAGCUGUCAGCAUAUGCCGUUCAAGCUGAAAUGGGUGACUGCGAUCCUUCGGACCAUGGACCAGACUUGGUGUCCGAAUUCCGAUUUGUGCCAAAUCAGGGCGAGGAGAUGGAGUUUGCAAUCUUUGAGAAGUGGAAGGAAUGCAGAGGGCAGACACCAUCUCAAGCAGAAAUCAACUAUCUCAACAAAGCCAAGUGGCUGGAGAUGUAUGGAGUUGACAUGCACAAAGUCAAGGGACGAGAUGGAAACGAAUACAGCUUGGGUCUGACCCCAACGGGAGUGCUGGUCUUUGAAGGAGAAACCAAGAUUGGACUAUUCUUCUGGCCUAAAAUCAUCAAAUUGGAAUUUAAGAAGAGCAAGCUCACUCUUGUGGUCGUGGAGGAUGAUGAGCAGGGUAAGGAGCAAGAGCACACCUUUGUAUUCCGACUGGACCAUCCCAAGGCCUGCAAACACCUCUGGAAGUGCGCUGUGGAGCAUCACGCGUUUUUCCGAUUGAGGGGACCUGUCCAAAAGAAUUCCAACCAAUUGCCAUUUGUGCGGAUGGGAUCCCGCUUCAGAUACAGUGGCAGAACGGAAUACCAGACCACCAAAACCAACAAACCACGGCGGCAAGUGUCCUUUGAACGUAGACCAAGCAGACGUUAUUCAAGAAGGUCGACACAGCAUCGAGCCAACCCUUUCAACAAAAACUUGGAGCCAAGUUUGCUCUUUAACACAGCAAGCCAGAAACUUGCCUCUCAGACCGUAACUAUGAGACCGAUGAUCCCUGUUGUGACUGCAUUGCCCAGUGAACCUGUGCCAAUUGAAAUAGAAAAUCUUCCCCGAAGCCCGGGACUCAAUCAAUCUGAGAAGAGGAGCCUGCAGAUCGCGGACUUGUUGGACGCCAAAGAGCUGGUGGAGACUUCAGUGGAUGAGGCCAUCGGAGUUCCUGUUACCAUGACAGCGCCAAGAAUCUCAGAAGAGUCCGUUCGAAGUUUGACCUCUGCCGGGACGUACGAGAGUGCACGUGGAAAACCAGAUUCAACUGCACUGGAUGAAGUGGUGGCAAGACUGAAGCAACUCCAGAUAGAGAGCAGUCCUGUGGCUGUGAGGAGGCCUGAGAUGAGCUUUACGGCAAACACCAGUAGCCAGGAAGAGAUUGUGAGGCCGUGGGACCUGUGCCUGAAGAGUGCCGCAGAUACCAGUUGCGUUGGGCUUCCUGGAGAUGUGAAAGGCAACUUUUUGAAAGCACAGGUGGUUCAAAAUGAUGCUGGAAUGAAUGUUAACAAUUCUAAUCCAUUUGAUGCAGAAUUCAGGAGCUUGGGAGUCACAGACACUAUCAUAUUGCCGAGCAGAAUCCCCAACUGGCCAGGAGCUGGAGACCUAUGGAGAAACAUGCCAGCCUGCAGCCCCUUCACCACCGAUGGUCUACAUGAGGAGGAUACGAGUCCAAACUGUGACGUUCCAACCACUCCUUCUGAUUUCGCAACAACCGAAUCAACCAGUGAUUUUCCUGCUCUAAAGGAUGUUGCUGAAGAUCUGGACAACCUGCUGUCAGCACUCAGUGAGAAUCUGAUCGACUUCACUGAUCCCGGCUCACUGGGAGGGGUCAUUGCAAAUGGAGUUUUCAAUCGUGAAGCCUCUUCUGCCAUGAAGGCAGUAAAAGCAGUUCCUGAGCCUACACUUUUUCCCAUUCCAUCUUCUACCACAGCUCCGAGCUCAUUGGGUUCAACAUUAUCCAGCAGCAUCUCCACGGAGAGGACGGUGAGGCCGAAGGGGCUGUUGACGACGGAGUUGUGAAAACCGUGCAAGGAUUGCCUUUGUCCUGAGUAGGAAACGAACAAGGCAGAUGUUCAGCUGCCAGCCGAGAGACUCUCUGCAAGGCGUAACCCGGACACCACGAUACCCUCCUCUUGUGCAAGAUUCCAGCUCCUCUCCUCCGUUCAGGUGGACCAGAAGAAGGAGCAGAACGUCGUCUGGGUGGGGUCUUGCUUCAUCAGCCCACGUCAAGCUUAAAUAAAAAACAAUGGGUAUUUUUUCCUGAGACAGAGAAUGUAAAUUCCUCUAAGCUGCUGGCGAAUUAAGAACACUGGAGAAACAGAAAUAUCCAAAGCAGGCAUCAAAACUGGAACAGCCACAAUCAUUUGAUCUCGAGAGAAACAUAGAUACAAUCCUCCUGGUUGGAGAUAACUUUGCGUUGACUACUGAUCCUAAAAGGGGAACUACUGUCAGAUGCUGGAAUGACAUUCAAGGGUCAUCAUGAGAUGCAGACAGAGAACUAGACCUGGUGGAAAAGGAGAGCAGAGAUCACGUCGCAGAUGUUCUAGCUUCAGCUCUUCAAUGCAAACUAACCUAUUAUGGCUUUCCACUGGGGCCAAUGGACGUCACGAUCACCCAUGAACUAUUUGGGAUGUCAUUUUGUUGCGAACAUUCAACACUUCAACAUGUUAUCCAGAUACUCUGCAAUCAACCUCUGGAGGCUUUGCCUUCAAACCCAGAGCAUUGGUAUGGAGGUGGAGGCUGUUUUGGGAAUGGAAAUAUGCCACCACCAUAGGAUUACACUGAUUGUCCUGAUGCACAGUGGUUUUCAACAACUUUCCAAGGUGGUACCUAUGGAUCGGGGCCCUUUCAAAGGGCACCAGCCUAAUCAUAUGUAAGAUUUAUGUGUUUGAUAAUUGCUUCUACGUCAAUGCAAAGUGUUCAGAACCAGUAAAUAUGUGGAUCAUCCUGGGAAGGUAUCUGGAAGAGGUGAAUGGUUCCAGCUGGGACCCUUCGUAAGGUGCCUCACACUUGACAAAUAGUGGCCAACAUGGUUUGUGAAGAAGACUAAAAAAGAAUUCUCACUGUGACUGGAAGAUUUCAGCCUAUAAUAGUUGUAAUAUCAUGAUAUCUGUUGAACCAAUUCCUCAUAGUUUUUAUUCCCCCUUAACCUUGUAUAUUCUCAUUAUGGUCUCUCUCCUCGACUCCCUCCCUUGGAUGACUCACCAAACCCUUCUUCCCCCCCAAAACAAGCCUGGACCAUGUAGUUGGCUUUGUGUGGGAGGGUUCAUAAGUUCAUAGUUCAUGUGAUAGGAGCAGAAUUAGGUCAUUCUGCCAAGUCUACUCUGCCAUUCAAUCAUGGCUAAUCUAUCUCUCCCUCCUAACCCCAUUCUCCUGCCUUCUCCCCAUAACCUCUGACACUCAAGCUGGAAUAACCAAUUGUUCCAAGCACCCUCCUGCAGUCAGAAGGAUUUCCCCUCCACUGUCAUUAUGACAGUCUAUUCUUUACAAGCCUUUGGGGUUGUUUUAACUGGUAGAGAUGUCUUAAUUUAUCGUGAGCUACUGUCUUUUCAUAUCUAUCCAGAAUAAGUAUUCUAAUCACUUUCUGAUUCAUAUCAUGGUAUAAAUUGUUGAUGGUACAUUGAUAUCAUGGAGUCCCACAGUGCCGAAACCAGGCUUUUGCCCCAUCAAGUCUGUGCUAACAAUCAGCCACCCACGGACACUAAUCUGAUGUUAAUCCCAUUCUAGUCUCCCCCGGUUCCAAUCUAUCACUGAUCUGCACAUUAAGGGCAAUUCAUUAGCAGGCAAAUUAACCUAUGAUGUUGCUUGUCUUUGCAAUAUGAGUGGAAACCAGAGCACCCAAGGGGAAACCCAUGCAGUCACCAGGAGAACAUGCAAACUUCACAUCGACAGCACCCGAGGUCUGGAUAGACCUUGGGUCACUGGAGGCGUGAGUUCUUGCUGGAGGAUUCCUUAACUUGGAAUCGCAUAAAACAUAAACACUUAGGGGAAGGUUUUUGAGGUAAACCUCAAUUUGUAAUCAUAGAAAAGAUGAGACACAAAGUGUGGUGCUAAUUUAUCAGGGCAGGCAGCAUCUCUGCAGAAUGUGGUUAGAUUAUGUUUCUUCAGACUCGAAACGUCACCUAUCUAUGUUCGCCCGAGAUGCUGCCUGAUCCGCACUUUGAGUUACUCCAGCACUUUGUGUCUUUGUGUGUAAGCCGGCAUCUGCAGUUCCUUGUUUCCCCACAUAAUCAUGUUGUACAGUCUCGUGUUGAUUGUCCCUAGUAGGAUAGGGCCCGCAACCGAAAGUCUUACCCUGUCCCACUUAGGAAACCUGAACGGAAACCUCUGGAGACUUUGCGCCCUACCCAAGGUUUCCGUGCGGUUCCCGGAGGUUUUUGUCAGUCUCCCUAAUGGUCGAAAGUGGUUUCCGCUUCUUCUAUGUUCCGGCGAUUAUUUCAAAAAAUUCAGAAACCGGCCACGACUAAAAAUUGGUUGCCGUUUUAAAACUCGGUAAUUUUUUAGUUGAAGCCGGUUGCAAUGCUGGUUGAAGGUGGUUGCCGGAGGUUGCAGGUAGUGGAAGGUAGUGGAAGGUAAGACCUUUUUUUCACCCAGUUUUAUUCCACCAGGGAGGUUUCCGUUCAGGUUUCCAAAGUGGGACAGGGGCAUUACUGAGAUCAAUCGUGUGUGUAUAAAUGGAUGAUUGCAUACUUUUAUCCAUUUAUAGUAUGCUAUGUUUAUAAAAUUAUUCUUUAGUCAGGCAGCUCCUUUCCCUGCCGUGACUGGCUUUUCAUAUCCCAGGAUGGCAGGCAGGAAUAUUUUUCACCUCCCAUUCUUUUGUGUGGGAAGGUGUCUCCAUACUAAUUAUCACCUUGUCUCACUGUGGCCGCGAUGUUUCUUUUUUAAUGAUAGGAUCUGCUGCACGAUAACAGAUAUAUUGUUGCCCCUCCCAAUCCGUCCAGGUUCAGACUGUUAUUGAGUGUGGUGGGUGGUAAAGGGGAAACGUUGUCUUGAUCAAUCCCACCCAGCUUGGUCUCUGCCUCGGAUUUGCUGCACGUUACUCUUUGUCAUUGAGUCAUACAGUGUGGAAACAGGCCCUUCGUCUCAACCUGCCCACACCGACCAAAAUGUCCCAUCCACACUAGUCCCACCUGUCUGUGUUUGGCCCACAUCCAUCUAAACUUGUCCGAUCCAUGUACCUGUCUAAAUGUUUCCUAAGCGUCUGUAACUCCCGGGCUAGCAGUGGUUGAAUGCAGCCACUUUCCAGAUGGCAAUUUGCUUCACCAGCUUUUGUAGACUUUAGACUUUGGAGAUACAAUGUGGAAACAGGCCCUUCAGCCCACUGAGUCCGAGCCACCCAGCCAUCACCGCAUAUACUAACACUAUCCCACACACUAGGAACAAUUUAAAGAACCCAAUUAACCUGCAAACCUGCACAUCUUUGGAGUGUGGGGGAAAACCGGAGCACCCGGAGAAAACCCACGCGGACCCAGGGAGAACAUGCAAGCUCCGUACAGGGAGCACCCGUAGUCAGGGUUGAUCCCGGUCUGUGACGCUGAAAGACAGGAACUCCACCGCUGCGCCAUUUUUGGUGUGUGUGAGGAAACCAGAGCACUCGGAGAAAACCCACGGGGUCACAGAGAGAACAUACAAAUACCACACAGAUUACACACCUGUAGUCAGGAUCGAACUCUGGUCUCUGGCGGUAGAAGGCAGCGGCUGUACUAUUGCGCCACCCUGAAGUCCAGUAGCACGGAGCACUUACCAGUACUCAUAACUACAGCAAGUACUUGGAGAAAUACCCCAGUCAAUUGAAAUGGACGUCAGACUGUUAAUGUUUGCUCAGUCCUCCUCAUCCAGUAUAUUAUGCUCAGUUUUAAUUUAUCCUUCCUCUGUGUGGACACACCGACCUUGAACAUUAUAAAUCAUCGUAAAGGGCGGCACAGUGGCGCAGCGGUAGAGCUACUGCCUUACAGCGCCAGAGACCCGGGGUUCGAUCCCGACUACGGGCGCUUGUCUGUAUGGAGUUUGUACGUUCUCUCCGUGACCUGCGUGGGUUUUCUCUCAGAUCUUCGGUUUCCUCCCACACUCCCAACGACGUACUGGACUGUAGGUUAAUUGGCUUGGUGUAAAUUCAAAAUUAUCCCUAGUGUGUGUAGGGUAGUGUUCAUGUGCGGGGAUCGCUGGUCUGUGCGGACUCGGUGGGUCGAAGCACCUGUUUCCGCAUUCUAUCUCUAAACUGAACUAAACCAAAUUCACCUGAAUAAAAUUGUGGCUUCAAGCGUGAAGCUGAGAUUCCAUGAAAGUGAUGUGCAAUCUCACAAAUGCAGAAGAUAGAAAGGGCCUCUUGAGUCAAGAUAGAUGAAAGUGAUAAAACCAAUGUGUAUUGUAGGUUGAAGGAUGAGCUUUCUCCAAAGGGAUUAUGCAGAACAAACAGUGUGAUGCUAUUUAGAAUAUCCUUUUUCACGGUGGAAAAUUAUAAUUGGCCUUUACACCUUCUUCAAAAUAGGAAUAGUGUGUACACCAGCACAAUGUAGCCCUGGGAAUCUUUUAAUUGUUGCUAGCAAAAAAUAUCAAAGGAUGUGAUCUAAAAUCUGAGAAAAGGCAUUGUGAUGGGCCGUGAACUGUUCAGACUUGAGAGCUGAAUAGCUCGCCCCUUCAUUAUAUCCAUUUGAUAAAAUCCUGGUUUUGGUUACAUGCGUGUGGGAUUUUUCUUGCAGCCAAUGUGCCAUACUUAAUCAUCGAGUAACACCACACAGGAGCUCCCGAUGACUCUUCUAACUUCAAAAUGCAACAAAUCACACGGGCAAAAGCAGGGAAAUAAGACCGGACUGUUUCGUUUUUGUGGAAUCUUGCAGUAAUGAAGGAGGCCAUUUGGCCCAUUGUGCCCAUGCUAGGAUAUUUAACAAGUGCUGCCAACUUAGCAUUUAGAAUAGUUUGUUCAGUUCUGGGCACCAUGUUAUAGGAAAGAUAUUGUCAAGCUUGAAAGGGUUCAGAAAAGAUUUACGAGGAUGUUGCCAGGACUACAGGGUGUGAGCUAUAGGGGGAAGUUGAGUAGGCUGGGUCUCUAUUCCAUGGAGCAUAGGAGGAUGAGAGGUGAUCUUAUAGAGGUGUACAAAAUCAUGAGAGGAAUAGAUCGGGUAGAUGCACAGAGUCUUUUACCCAGAGUAGGGGAAUCGAGGACCAGAGGACAUAGGUUCAAGGUAAGGGGGAAAAGAUUUAAUAGGAAUCCGAGGGGGUUACCUUUCACACAGAGGGUGGUGGGUGUAUGGAACAAGCUGCCAGAGGAGGUGGUUCAGUCUGGGGCUAUCCCAUUGUUUAAGGAACAGUAGGACAGGUACAUGGAUAGGACAGGUUUGGAGGGUUAUGGACCAAGCGCAGGCAAGUGGGACUAGUGUAGCUGGGACAUGUUGGCCGGUGUGGGCAAGUUGGGCCGAAAGGCCUGUUUACACACUGCAUCACUAUGACUCUGACUCUGAAUCCAUGUCUUUUGGUUACCAAUUCACUUCACAUGGGAAUGUGUUUCCAGUUAAUUUAUACAGCUGUCAUUUUAACAAGCACCAACGUAGAAUUAAUUUAUGAUGCAGCAAGUAUAAAGCAAAAUUAAAUUAGAAAAUUGGAUUUGAAAAGAACCAGGCUAAUAAAUAUUGAGAGACCGCCGUGUGGAUUUAACAAGAUACUGAUCCAGAGAGUAUGGGAGAGGCCUAGAUUUAAUCUGGUGUGUUUGUUGAUUCUUCAAAAGAAUUGUUACUGGCACAGCCAGAACCUAUUGUGCGUCUCCAAUUAGCCAUUGAACUGAGCAACGUGAAUUAAAUGCAUGUUGAAGCCAUAAUUCCACAAUUCCCUGCUGCAUAUAUGUUUGAAAUCUUUAACAGCACAGCAAUCCUGAAUCUUAGUAUAGUUUAUAGAUACAGCGUGGAAACGGGCCCUUCGGUCCACCAAGUCUGCUCCGGCCUGCCAUCUCCACACACGAACACUAUCCUGCACACACUAGGGAAAAUGUAUUUAUUUUUUAACACCAAGCCAAUUAACCUACAAACCUGCACGUCUUUGGAGUGUGGGAGGAAACCGGAGUUCCUGGAGAAAACCCACGCAGGUCACGGGGAGAGGGUACAAACUCCGUACAGACGGUACCUGCAGUCAGGAUCAUAGCCGGGUCUCUGGCAAUGUAAGGCAGCAACUCUAGUGCUGCGCCACCGUGCCGCCCACAGAUCUAGCAUAUUUUCAUUCCAAAUUUUAUUGUGCAUUUAAAUUUUGCAGCCUUCGCAGCGGGAAUUGAAUUAAUCUGUGAAUCGACUUUUCCCGAUUUUCGACUACUAAUCCAGUAUUUUAACUUCCUUGCAACCAUCUUCACUGAAUAUCCAAAAAUCAUAGCUGGGAUUGGCUUUCAGGAAUGCUGGAUUAGCCAUGUUUAUGGGGCAUCUUGUUCUGCAUGGACGAUUUGGGCUGAAAGGCCUGUUUCGUUGUGUGUGUGACAAUGACUGACUCCAAUGCAACAACAUUCCAGGAGGGAAUAGGAAAACAUUUUAUGCAACUCAUUGUCCUGACAUGGAAUACACACACAGCCUGAAAUUAAAAACAUCAAAGAGACGCUCAAUAGAAAAGGAAGGGUAUGAACUAGUACAAAAGCAAAUACUACAUAUGGCGGAAAUGUGAAUUAAAACAGGGAAUUGUUCAGUAGGCCAGACAGGUUUUGCCGAGAGGGAAACGGAGGUAAUGCCAAUAGCUUUUUAUUGAAGGGAUUGAAUAGCAUGUUCAGACCAAUGACACAACCAUUGUGGAGCAAAUCACGGAAAAUCCACAACAUUUAGAGAGACCAUCAGCCCAUGAUGUCUGCACUGUGUUUGAAACAGAGUCUUACAGCGUGGAAACAGGCCCUCAAGCCCAAUUUGUCCACACCGACCAACAUGUCCCAUCUACACCAGUCCCACCUGCCUGCGUUUAAGCCAUAUCCCACUAAACCGGUCGUAUCCAUGUACCUGUCUAACUGCUUCUUAAACGUUGCGUUAGUACCUGCCUAAACUACCUCCUCCGGCAGCUCAUCCCAUAUACACACCACCCUCUGUGUGAAGAAGUUACCCCUCAAGUUCCUGUUAAAUCUUUCUUCCCUCACCUUAAACCUAUGUCCUCUGGUUCUCGAUUCCACGACUCUGGGCAAGAGACUCUGUGUGUCUGCCCAAUCUAUUCCUCUCAUAAUUUUGUACAACCCUAUAAGAUCACCCCCUCAUCCUCUUGCGCUCCAAGGUACAGAGUCCGAGCCUGCUAAACUGCUCCCUGUAGCUCAGGCCCUCAAGUCCUGGCAACAUCCUCGUAAAUCUUCUCUGCAACCUUUCCAGGUUGUAAGCUGGACAUCAGUAAGAUUCUGUGAAGAAUGAACAAUCUGGACUUUGGUACAAAAUACCAAGGGAUUUAUCUUUGUCAUUAGAUGAAAACCCCCCAGUUGUUGAAACCUGGUGUGAGUUGGUAGCUGAGGGCAGCACGGUGGCGCAGUUGGUAGAGCUGCUGCCUCAGCGCCGGAGACCCAGGUUCAAUCCUGACCUCGGGUGCUGUCUUGUGUGGAGUAUGCACAUUUUCCCUGUGACCGUGUGGGUUUCCUUCGGGUGCUCUGGUUUCCUUCCACAUCGCAUAGACCUACUAGUUUGUAGAUUAAUUGGCCCUCUGUAAAUUGCCUCUAAUGCAUAGGGAAUGGACACAAAAGUGAGAUGACUAGUGUUAUACGGGCAGCAUGGUGGUGCAGCGGUAGAGUUGUCGCCUUACAGCGCUUUCAGCGCCGGAGACUCGGGUUUGAUCCCGACUGGAUGCUGUCUGUACGGAGUUUGUACGUUCUCCCCGUGACCAUGUGAGUUUUCUCUGAGAUCUUCGGUUUCUUCCCACACUCCAAAGACGUACAGGUAUGUAGGUUAACUGGCGUAUGUGUAAAUUGUCCAUGGUGUGUGUAGGAUAGUGUUAAUGUGCGGGGAUCGCUGGUCGGCGCGGGCCGAAGGGCCUGUUUCCACACUGUAUCUCUAAACUAAACUAAAAUAGUGUGGAAGGGUGAUCGCUGGUCGGUGUGGACUUGGGUGGGCCAAAGGGCCUGUCUCCAUGCUGUGUCUCUAAACUAAGCUAAAUCAGUCCUGCGUUUGAUGCCUGCAUAAAUGAAUUAACCAUCAACCUAUACCACUUCAUAUGACUCAUGAAAGAUUAUCACUUGAUUAAUGUGCUGGAUGUUUCCUGUGUCAAUACCCUUGAGGGGAAGUAAAAUAGAAAAAGGUAAGAAGUAUACAUGUAUUUAUUAGAUAGUGCACAAGGUAGGCCCCACUGUCUCCAAAUAUAAUUUGCUGUUUAUUUAUAGCUGUAGAAUGUCAAUGUUAAAGUGCAAUUUUCACUAGUCCUCGAGCUGUAAUUUAUUUCUGAUUUUAAAAUGCACGUUUUUCUGCAUCUUCACGAUUAGUUUAUGUAUAGACCAGUAUUAAAGGCAUAAGAUUGACAUUGCUUAAACGAUGUGGUUCAUAGUUUACAUAGUCUUUUGUACAUUUAUACAAUGUGAUUUUAUUUUCCUCAUGCAAUAAAAAUGUACUUUGAUCCAUCUGGAGAAA